Messenger RNA from Ascochyta rabiei, 609 nucleotides. RefSeq names its product ribosomal protein S8A. Gene Ontology annotation, molecular function: structural constituent of ribosome. The transcript has 3 exons. Lineage: Eukaryota; Fungi; Ascomycota; Dothideomycetes; Pleosporales; Didymellaceae. Gene Ontology annotation, cellular component: cytosolic small ribosomal subunit; ribosome. Gene Ontology annotation, biological process: maturation of SSU-rRNA from tricistronic rRNA transcript (SSU-rRNA, 5.8S rRNA, LSU-rRNA); translation. The record is from RefSeq and is a predicted model, not a curated record. The coding region runs from base 1 to 609 and encodes 202 amino acids.
AUGGGUAUCUCUCGCGACUCUCGCCACAAGCGCUCCGCUUCCGGUGCGAAGCGCGCAUACUACCGCAAGAAGAGGGCUUUCGAGAAGGGCCGCCAGCCUGCCAACACCCGUAUUGGCGCUAAGCGUGUCCACCUCGUCCGCACCCGCGGCGGCAACCGCAAGUUCCGCGCUCUGCGUCUCGAUGCCGGCAACUUCUCGUGGGGUUCCGAGGGUAUCGCCAAGAAGACCCGUGUCAUCGGUGUCGUCUACCACCCUUCCAACAACGAGCUCGUCCGUACCAACACCCUGACCCGCUCCGCCAUUGUCCAGAUCGAUGCCGCUCCCUUCAGGCAGUGGUACGAGGCCCACUACGGCCAGUCCCUUGGCCGCAAGAGGCAGGCCAAGUCUGGUGAGAAGGCCGAGGACAUCAAGAAGUCCAACUCCGUCGCCAAGAAGCAGUCCGAGCGUCUGUCCGGCUCCGGCAAGGUUGACUCUGCUGUUGAGAAGCAGUUCGAGGCUGGUCGUCUGUACGCUGUCGUCUCCUCGCGCCCUGGCCAGAGCGGACGCUGCGACGGUUACGUCCUCGAGGGUGAGGAGCUCGCUUUCUACCAGCGUCUCCUCAGGAAGUAA